Mollisia scopiformis is the source of this 1826-nucleotide messenger RNA. RefSeq lists its product as uncharacterized. The record is from RefSeq and is a predicted model, not a curated record. Lineage: Eukaryota; Fungi; Ascomycota; Leotiomycetes; Helotiales; Mollisiaceae. The coding region runs from base 60 to 1646 and encodes 528 amino acids. The transcript has 2 exons.
UCCUCAUCAUCCUUCCAACAUCUACGUUCGCAGUACUGCAUGAUACACUCUUUGACACAAUGGCGAUCUCAGACUACCACACAUGGAUUGGUCUCGAACUGACAACGACCUUCGACGCCUCUGCUGUGCGAAACGUCGUUACGACCCUGUUCCUGAUUUUGAACUUCCUCAUAGCCUUCACAGGCGAGCGUCUGAUUAUGCGACAUGGCCAACGAAAACUGCUCAACAAGAAAACCGUUCGUGUUACCGAUCUCUCGCCGUUUUUGCCAGUCAUCUCCGUAUUGAAAACCUCAUGGGCAUUAAAGCGACUACCCGGGGGACUCUUUGGCCUCCUCAUGAUCGCGAGUGGAUUGUUCGGGUUGUCGGGUCGUUUCUUGGUCAACUCUUUCAUCGAUGGUGAACUUGUGGCUCUUAAUUGCACCUUUACUGAAGGAGUCGUGACAACAGAAAGAAUUGGCAGCAGUCCCGGCUACUUUACUCCGUCAGCGGCAUGGGCAGCAACGGCUUUGGUUCGAAGAGCUCAACAAGCGGCCGCCGAGAACAGUUACACUGCCCCCAAUGGUACUUGCAGCACUGGUGUCUACUCCAAGGUCCAUAACAAUGUCACCAUCUUCUGUCCCACAGACCAAGAUGUGCUUGGAAACUGGAACUGCGUAGCACACCCUCCAUCAAUCGUCACGCCCUUGGACCGAACCAACGACUCCACGAUAUCGAACUUUGCCAGCUCAUCAACGUUUUUAUACAGUGCCCAACAAAACGAGGCGGGCAGACAAGGUCCCGAUGGAGGUUACUCUGACUUAAUGGCCUGGAGCGCCAACGAUACCCUCACCUCUCUCUCCACCCUCAGUAUCAGGAUCUCCAUGGCCGCAGGCUUAGACGCCACUCAAUCUGUCAACACAAGUAACUACCAAUGCGAACUCGACAUCACGAACCCCACUUGGUCUCCAAGCGGCAUCGACACCUCCUGGGUCAUCAAAGAAUGGGCCGACACAAUGCUCGGCUCACUCCUCGAUAUGGAUCCGUACUACUACUCCUUCGAAAUGUCGCUCGUUCUCAACGCCGUCACGAUGGUUUCCGGAUCAGCGAACUCCCUGUCUUGGCAACUGUCCGACGCUAUCGACUCGGGCGCAGGUUCGACUUUUGGGUGUAUGGAUUAUCGAACCGUGGCGCAUCCGCAGGUUUUCGCUAUUAUUUUGGUGCUGAUUUUGAUUACGGUUGUGCUGGGAGCGGUAAAUCUGCUGGAGAUGUUAUGGAAUAGGAAGAGUGAGUUUCAGAAGGUGGUAGGGAGUCUGCCGAUUAGUUUGUUGGAGUGGCAGUUGGCAUUAACCAAGAAGAUGGUUAAUGAUGAUGCGGUGCAAGAGAGGGAUUUGAAGGCGUGUGUUUAUGAGUUUGAUGAGAGGGAGAGGGUGGUGAAGUGUACGCGGGCGGAGAAUGUUGGGAAGAAGCGCGCGAAGGUUUAUGAGAAGGUGGAGAUGGUGAAUGGUGAUAAGAUCGAGGAGAAGAACGGUAAUUCGUGUACUUAUGUUUGGAAUGCGGAGUAUAAGACGGUUGAGUGUCGGAAGAGGAGUAGCGAUGAGGCUGUGACUAGCUACUCCGACCUCAGCAUUCCGAAACGCAACACGAUUGUGACUUCGACACCGAUGUAAGAAUAGGUUGCCGGGAGUAUAAAUCGUCCUUUCCUUGGAUGGAAUUGGUAAUGAGGUUCGAUAUCGGUAUGGAAAUAAUGGCUUUGUAUUACUAUGUUCGGAGUGGAGGGUCGGGAAGAGGGCGUUCGGUACGGUGCAGUACCUUUUCAGAUAGAUUCUUUGGUUUAAUUUCGAAAUAAG